CAUCGCAUAACUAGUGGGGAGAAAUAAUAAAAUGAGACAUGCUGUCGCCGUUCGUAGCGGCGUGAAAAGCAUCAAAUUCCAGUCUACGUCUGCCAGCUACCCAGCCCUGAGAUACUUUCACUCCUCUACGCGUAGGCACAGCCCACAACAUCCCAGUGGCCCCGAUGCUCUUGAUCCACGCCUGGAAGACCUGGGAAAGGUCAUUAGGGACGAAUACGCGGUAAUUAGGAAGGACUACGAUGCCCCAAAACAUGCAGUUGUUCUCGCCCAUGGCCUGCUUGGAUUCGCCGAACUGCGUCUUGCUGGACGUUAUCUUCCUGGGGUCCAGUAUUGGCGUGGUAUCAAGGAAGCUUUGUCAGUGAAAGGGGUUCGAGUCAUCACUGCCACAGUGCCUCCCUCCGCAUCCAUCGAAACGCGUGCUGAAGAAUUAGCGAGAGAUAUCGCUAUUGGCGCACCCGGAGAACAUGUAAAUAUUAUUGCUCAUAGCAUGAGCGGGCUUGACUCUCGAUAUAUGAUCACCCAUCUGAAGCCGAAUGACUUCAAGGUAAAGUCGUUGACGACGAUUGCGACCCCACAUAGAGGCUCUGCCGUUGCAGACUACGUUCUUAAGCAGAUUGGCGAUGACCGCCUUGCCCAGCUGUACUAUGCUCUAGACCGGCUAAAGGUAGAAACGGGCGCGUUUGCCCAGCUAACCCGUGACUACAUGACGAACACUUUCAACCCCGCAACGCCAGAUAUUGAAGAUGUCCGAUACUUUUCCUACGGGGCGGCAAUGCAGCCAAGCUUCUGGUCCGCCUUCCGUCUAUCCCACCGUCUUCUGGAACAAACAGAAGGGUACAAUGAUGGACUUGUCAGCGUUGCCAGCAGCAAGUGGGGAGGAUACAAGGGCACCCUUGAAGGCGUCAGCCACUUGGACUUGAUCAACUGGAGCAACCGACUGAAGUGGUUGGCCGGAGAAAUUACAGGCAACAGACAGAGGUUCAAUGCUAUUGCGUUCUACCUUGAUAUUGCAGACAUGCUCGCUAAGGAAGGUCUCUGACGACCCACCCCACUGCAGUCAAGUUGGAAAUCUUGGUGCCUAGAAGUGUACUUGUAACUCGGAAGUAUAGAUCACUUGGCGAUACCCAAUUAAUUCAUUCCAUCAGUCUUUGAUACCAUUUG
Molecule: messenger RNA, 1161 nt
Organism: Aspergillus welwitschiae
Lineage: Eukaryota; Fungi; Ascomycota; Eurotiomycetes; Eurotiales; Aspergillaceae
Product: triglyceride lipase
Exons: 9
Coding region: 32-1039 (335 amino acids)
Molecular function (GO): triacylglycerol lipase activity
Source: RefSeq, a predicted model, not a curated record